AUGAAAUUGAUCAUGAUGUUGAUGAUGAACGAUCAUCAUCAACAUCGUCAUUAUCAAAUUCGAAUGAUAAAGAUUCUCAUCUGGAAGAUCAUCUUGAAGGAGCAUAUGAUCCAAAUAAAUUCGAUUGUCCGGAUGCACCAUCACAUGUACGGAAUUUAUUUCAAUUCAUUGGACAUUAUUCACCACAAAUGAUUGAAAUUGGACCACGAUUAAAACCAUUCAUACCGGAUUAUAUACCAACGGUUGGUCAUGUUGAUGCAUUUAUUAAAAUACCGUAUCCUGAUGGUCGUACAAAUGAUCUUGGAUUGACUGUACUGGAUGAACCAAAUAUCGAACAAUCCGAUGCUACAUUGUUGCAAAUGAAAUUAAAGGCAUUAUCACGGGAAAAAGUUCAAACCACGGCAACAAAAACAACAACGAAAGGCGAUGAUCACGAUGACAAUGGAAAUGAUUCAGCCAAUUUGAUUGCAGUAACGGCAGAUCCAGUCGUACCAAUGAUACAACCAAAUCAAUCGAAUAUUACGAAAGAAAUUAAUAAAUGGAUUGAUUAUGUUAAACAAUUACAUGAAACAACAGCACGGCCAGAAUCGGUUGCACUAAUACAUCAACUAUCGGAUCAUGAAAACAUUGAAUCAUUGAUGCAAGAAUGGCCCGAAGAAUUGGAAACAACAUUGAAUGUUCAUACGAUACCAACACCAGAAUUAGAUUGUAGCAUUGAUGAAUACAUGGCAAUUUUGAUGGCCAUCCUUGAUAUACCGGUGCAGAAUAAUAAAAUUACAUCACUCUAUCAAUUGUUUACAUUGUUGAAUGAAUUUCAAAAUUCACAACAUUUCAAUAAAUAUGAUAAUGAUGAUGAUGAUGAUGAUCAACAAAAUUAAUUAAUUAACGUAACGAAGGACGGAUGUUUAAAGAUAAAUAGAUAUUUGACGUGUUUAUUUUAUUUUUACGAAAAUGAAAAUAAAAUCUACCUAUACUCUAUGAA
Messenger RNA from Dermatophagoides farinae (American house dust mite), 982 nucleotides. RefSeq names its product intraflagellar transport 46 (gene IFT46). Gene Ontology annotation, biological process: cilium assembly; intraciliary transport. Lineage: Eukaryota; Metazoa; Arthropoda; Arachnida; Sarcoptiformes; Pyroglyphidae. The record is from RefSeq and is a predicted model, not a curated record. Gene Ontology annotation, cellular component: microtubule organizing center; motile cilium; intraciliary transport particle B.